Molecule: messenger RNA, 1218 nt
Organism: Saccostrea cuccullata (small rock oyster)
Lineage: Eukaryota; Metazoa; Mollusca; Bivalvia; Ostreida; Ostreidae
Exons: 3
Coding region: 1-1218 (405 amino acids)
Biological process (GO): proteasome-mediated ubiquitin-dependent protein catabolic process; protein polyubiquitination
Molecular function (GO): ubiquitin protein ligase activity; zinc ion binding; protein binding
Source: RefSeq, a predicted model, not a curated record
AUGAUAUCUGAUGAAUCCAAGAAACAUGAAAUUGUUAAAUUUCAGUCCAGGAAAUCAACCCCCCGAUACCCAGAAUGUAAAUCUCACAAUAAACAACAAAGUACAAUGUUCUGUAAAAAAUGUGAUAUUCCUGUUUGUACAAAGUGCCUUGCAUCUGAUCAACAUCUGGGUCAUAAACUAUUAGAAAUAAUGCAGGCUUUAGACGAGAAAAAAGACAAAAUCACGAAACAACAAACUGAAUUAAAGGAAACAAUUUAUCCAACCUAUCAGGACAUUGCCUCUGAUAAACUUAAAGCUGAAGUUGAUGAGAUAAAAAACACACAGCUACAAACUCUACAGAAACAUCUGGAUGAAAUAAACAAGGCAAUGUCUGACAUCAAGGAUGAAAUCAACCUAGUUGAAAUGGAUAUAGACACAUAUGACUUGUCAAAACUAUUUGAUUUCACAUCAAAUGUAAAUAUAUACAGAAUUCUUCCACAAAAAUUUGCACCAUCUUUACCCAAAUUUACUCCAGGAAAAAUUCAAGGAGAAAAACUUGGUAAACUGUUCGGAACCUUAUCAUCAAGUUCUUUAACUUUAGAUAAACAUGGCUACAGCAUGAAGACAACAGAAAAAUCACUAGAAGCUGGCUCCUCUCCUCGAGUCAAACAGCUGCUUGAUAAACCAGAGAUUGUCACCACCAUAGAUACUGAGUAUAAUCAAAUUUAUAGUAUGGCCUGUGUGAGUGAUAAAGAAAUCUGGACAAAGGGAUAUGAUAGCACCAUGAAACUCUACAGCAUCAACCAGGGAUCACUACUCAAGUCAAUCACAACCAGGUCAGGGAACAUACCACAGGACAUAGCAGUGACAAAAAGUGGAGAUCUAGUGUAUAUUGACGGAAGGGACAGAACUGUGGACGUUGCGAAGAAUGAGAAGAUAGAGGAGGUGAUCAGACUAAAGAACUGGGAACCUAUUCGUGUCUGUAGUACCUCCUCUGGUGACCUGCUGAUUAUCAUCCAAUUUACUCCACUAGGAAUCACCACAGACAGUCAGAGUCACAUCCUUACGGCUGAUUUUAACAAUCACUGUGUCCACAUCAUAGACCAGGAUGGACAGUUCCUCCGUUACAUAGAGUGUGAAUUAAGUGGACUCUGGGGACUGUGUACAGAUACAAAUGACAAUCUGUUUGUUAUUCAGUAUGACAACGGACAAGUGAAGAAAAUUAAAUAUCUGCAAUGA